AUGUUGCUGGAUGUUCAGUUUGGCGUCUGCCUGAAAUCUCAAGUUGUCACCCUGUCUGUGGCUGCCAACCAUCAACAUUGGCGGGUAUUUGGGGUGCGAAAGCCAUGGACUGGAGCAGAGCAGAAACAAAUUCGCUCCUCAAGUUGCUUCCGUACUAUUGACUUAUCAAUCGAAACAAAUUUUGAUCUUUGGGGAAAGAAGACCUGCGGUCAUUCAUUGUCAUGGCUCAAGCGCGAGCUCGCCUUCAGGCCCUCUCAGAGGAGUAUCAAAAACUUCAACUUGGCAAACCUUCAAUCCUCUGUUGACUCGAGACAAAAGCUCGACGGACAGCGCCAAGAAAAUCUCAGCGUGCAAAAGGAAUUCGAGACGCUUGAUGAGGACGAGACCAUCUACAAACUUGCCGGUCCUGUUCUCCUGAAACAAGAAAAGUUUGAAGCUGACAACACCGUCAAGGGAAGACUGGAUUUUAUCAGUAACGAGAUGUCGCGACUCGAGACGCAAAUUAAAGAAACCCAAGGAAAGAUUGAUAAGAAGCGAACAGAAAUUAUCCAGCUCCAAACGGCGGCCCAACAAGAGGCUGGGAGCACGGGUGGGCAGUGA
Messenger RNA from Cordyceps militaris CM01, 600 nucleotides. RefSeq names its product prefoldin subunit 6, putative. The record is from RefSeq and is a predicted model, not a curated record. Gene Ontology annotation, cellular component: prefoldin complex; cytoplasm. Lineage: Eukaryota; Fungi; Ascomycota; Sordariomycetes; Hypocreales; Cordycipitaceae. Gene Ontology annotation, biological process: protein folding; chaperone-mediated protein complex assembly. The transcript has 5 exons. Gene Ontology annotation, molecular function: protein-folding chaperone binding. Bases 1 to 600 code for a protein of 199 amino acids.